CACUGACUGGCGUGGGGGUGCAGGAGCCUGGCGUGGGCAAAGAGAGUGGGGCACAACGCAGGGCCGUACCCCACACUCGGCCUCUGCAAGGGUGCGCGGUGGGGCUGGCGGGGGGCACAAAGCUGCACAGAGCAAAGGCAGAGCAGGCAGGGCACGCAGGCAGGAGCCACUGACAAUGCUGCAAGCUGUCCUUGCUGCACUCGGGCUGGCAGCAGCAGCCGUGGCCGGGGCCCCACGACAGGGUGUCUCCCGCUGCGCUGUGCAGCCAGGCAUGGGUGCGAGCGGGUGCACCCUGGGGAGGAAUGUGGGCUGGGAGGGGCUGCGGAACCAGCACGGGCACUCGUGCUACAGCCACCACUCAGCCAGCAGCCGCCACCCAGCAUGGCCGAGAAACCCCAAAUCCAGCUCUUCGUCAAGGCAAGCGAGGAUGGGGAGAGCAUGGGCCACUGUCCCUUCUGCCAGCGGCUCUUCAUGGUGUUGCUGCUCAAAGGGGUGCCAUUCACCCUCACCACCGUGGAUGUGAAGAGGGCACUGCACUUGCUGAAGGACUUCGCACCGGGUGCCCAGCUGCCUGUUUUGCUCUACAACGGCGAGCCCAAGACUGACACAGUAAUGAUCGAGGACUUCCUGGAGAACCAACUGGGCCCCCCCAUGUUCCCCAGCCUGGUCCCACAGUACAGGGAGUCAAGCCUGGCUGGGAACGACAUCUUUCACAAGUUCUCCACCUUCAUCAAGAACCCAGUGCCUGCCCAGGACGAGGUGCUGCAGCGGAACCUGCUGCGGGCCCUGCUGAAGCUGAACGAGUACCUUAGUGCCCCCCUGGAAUACGAGCUGGCCCGCAACCCCCAGCUCCGGGUCUCCCAGCGCCGCUUCCUUGACGGGGACCAGCUCACUUUAGCUGACUGCAACCUGUUGCCCAAGCUCAACAUCAUCCAGGUCGUGUGCCAGCAUUACCGCCGCUUCGGGAUCUCCAAGGACCUGCAGGGUGUGUGGCACUACCUCAGUGCUGCCAGUGAAACCAGGGAGUUCAAAUACACCUGCCCCAGCAGCGAGGAGAUUGUGCAAGCCUAUCGCUCCGUGGUCCGGUCGCCACAGUGAGCCAGGCACGUGCCCAGGUGAGCACAGGGCCAGCGUCAGGCAGCAGGCCAGUGCCCACCUCAGUCCUGCUAUAUCCAUCACGGUCCUGCCUGCAUCCAUGCAGGAGGGCAGAGACGAUGAGCUGUGCCCCCGCCACCCAAAUUCCCCCAGCCGGCACACCAGCCCACGGUGCCAGCAGUAAUCUGCAUCACACUGAGCCUGCAAACUCAUUCCCACCUCUUUUGCCACCCUCCCUGCCCAGCCAGGACCCCCACGACCUGCCCUGUGGUGCCUCAAGCAUCGGGAUGGGUGCAAAGAGACCACAGGCACCAUCUACCAAAGCUGGGCAACGCUGAGGGCAAAGGUAGAAGCUGGGGAGGAAAAGCUGCCCAGAGCAGAGGGCUGUGGGGUGCAGAGAGGGCAGUGCACUGCAGUGACCACCCCUGCAGGCUCCCUCAGAGGCACACUGUGCCACCCACCAGGUGAGCGACCGGAGGCAGGGCUGUGCCAGGGCAGCAGGCACCGCAGGAUGCCCCUGAGGAGCUGCACCGGGUGAGGGGAAGCAGCACAGCCACGGCAGAGCCCUGGGAAUGGAGCCGGAGGGAUGGCACAGGUGGUGGACAUGGCCCAGCCCCCUGGGUGAGGGGAGUGGAGGGCAUCAUGCUCCCAGAUCCUGCCAUUAGGAAGCUCUCAGGAGCAGAUUUGGGAGGGAUGGGGGUGAAGCGAGGCAAGUCCAAGCCAUGUAUCAGAGCUCCAAGAAAUCAAUAAAAGCUUUGCAAGUGAGA
Tyto alba (common barn owl) is the source of this 1862-nucleotide messenger RNA. It is a transcript of the gene CLIC3, whose product is annotated as chloride intracellular channel 3. The record is from RefSeq and is a predicted model, not a curated record. NCBI's taxonomy places the organism in Eukaryota, Metazoa, Chordata, Aves, Strigiformes, Tytonidae. The transcript has 6 exons. Bases 382 to 1098 code for a protein of 238 amino acids.